GUGGAGAUUUGCAAACGGGGGACUCUUAGAGGAGAAAGGGGAUGCAAGAGAGCGCCCGAGCACGGUAACUUCAACCGUCCAGCCUUGCAAGGACAAGCUCGGCCAGGCCAUCAGCACCAAGCUGAGCAACGACUGGAAGGCGGGGUUUCGAGACGUCCAUCCUCGCUCUCAGGUUUCAGUGGGGCGGGACUUCCUGUCGGAGCAAUCCCCGUUACCUCCGGAAGAGCCUAGGAACCGAGUCCUCGGACGCUGGCGGUUGAGCAUUGAUCGCGGUGCGCUCGUGCGAGCACCCCCACAAUAUGAUAUGGUACAGCUACAACCCAAAAUGUGGACCCUUGGGAGACUACUUGAUAGAACCUCGUUUGCUUUGAUAAUACCUCUGUUAAGAUAAUGGGAGACCCUUGGCAGGAGUGCACGGAUUAUGCAGUAGUCCUCGCAAGACAAGCUGGAGAGAUGAUUCGUGAAGCUCUGAAAACUGAGAUGAACGUCAUGAUUAAAAGUUCUCCCGCCGACUUGGUGACAGUUACUGACCAAAAAGUUGAGAAAAUGCUCAUGUCGUCUAUAAAGGAAAAGUACUCAUAUCACGGUUUCAUUGGUGAAGAAAAUGUGGCAGCUGGGGAAAAGACAGUCUUGACAGAGCAGCCCACGUGGAUCAUUGACCCUAUUGAUGGAGGGACUAACUUUGUGCAUCGGGGUCAUCUUGACUUGAACCGAAGGAACAAUAUGGUUGUAGCAGACCUUAUUGGUGAAUUGAAGACAGAUCUGUCUGAGACUGGAAUCAUCAACUAUUUAUCAAGCUGUAGAACUCUCAGAUUGUUCUCCAACACCAUGUCUGCCCACAAUUUGCCAUGCUUCCUCUCAUGAUGACAAUGAACUGAAACUCUGAAACUGGUUGAAUAAGAAGAUCAUGAAGUAAAUAAUAAUCUAUGCAAGAAGGCUCUUUGGGGUUUGAGCAAGUCCUAAAGGAUCAUCUACUGAAGUUUUUACCAAGAAGGUAUCACAUCUGAAACUGUCUUUCCAUAAAGUUGCCCUACCACUAAACCACCAACCAAAGAGUACACAUGGAGGGAUCCAUGGCUCCAACUGCUUAUGUAGCAGAGGAUGGCCUUGUUGGACAUUAAAGGGAGGAGAGGUCCUUGGUCCUGAGAAGGCUCGAUGCACCAGUAUAAGGGAAUGCCAAGACAGAGAAGCAGGAGUGGAUGGGUUGGUGAGCAGGAGUAGCGGGGGAUGGGAUAGGGUGUUUUCGGAGGGGAAAACAGGAAAAGGAAUAACAUUUGAAAUGUAAAUAAAGAAAAUAUCUAAUUAAAAAAGAAUCAAAUAAGAUAGUUAAUAUCAGAAAUUGUGAAAGUGAUAAACAUUAAAAAGUACGCAAAUAGAUAAUUAGCAAUGAACUAUAUGCAUAUGUUCCAUAAUGAUUAUAUAUAUUUUGGGGGUCUGUUUCUUUUUUAUGCAUGGUUUCAUUGUAUAUGUCAAGAUUUGUGUAUAGGAAAGUGUUUACCACCCAGCCUAAUACUUAUUUCUCUUAAGAGAAAUUAAAUCUUUCUUAAAAAUGGAUUGAAAUUUUUCCACAAAAUAACAAAUAUAAGGAGAUAUCUUUCAAAAUGAGCAAAGAUGCUUUGAACUUUGAAAAAUAAUAUAAUGCAUACUACAUGCAUAUGUAACAGUAAACCAUCUCUUCACUCUCUUAUGAGUGGGAAAGAGGAUAUACUAUGUACAAAAUACACACAUACACACACACAGACACAUACACACACACACACACACACACGUGCACGCGCGCACGCAGGCGUGUGUGUGUGUGUGUGUGUGUGUGUGUGUAUGUGUGUGUGUGUAUGUAUGUAUAUGCAGAAUCAUAUCUGCAAAUACCAAUCCCAGACAUUAUUGCUGAUUCCAAGAAGCACUUGCUGACAGGACGUUGGUAUUGCUGUCUCCUAAGAGGUUCUGCAAGAGCCUGACCAAUAUAGAUGUGGAUGCAUGCAGCCAACCAUAGGACGUGGUGCAGAGAUCCCAAUGAAGAAGUUAGGGCUGAAGGGGUUUGCAACCCCAUGGGGAGAUCAACAAUAUCAACCAACCAGACCCCCCCAAGGCUCCCAGGGACUAAAUCACCAACCAGAGUACACAUGCGGAAACCCAUGGCUCCAGCAGCAUGUGUAGCAGAAAAUGGUUUUAUCUUUUAUCAAUGGGAGGAAAGGCCCUUGGUCUUGUGAAAGUUCGAUACACAGGGGAAUGUAUAUGUUUACCAGACAUAGUGUCUGGGAUUGGUAUCUGUAGAUGGUAUUCUGCAUGCGUGCAUGCGUGCGUGCGCGUGUGUCUCUGUGUGUGUGUGUGUGUAUUCUGUACAUAGUAUAUCCUCUUUCCCAAUCAUAAGAGAGUGAAGAGAUGGAUUACUGUUCCGUUUGCAUGUAGCAUGCUUUCUCAUAUUAUUAUUCAAUGUGCAAAGCAUCUUUGCUCAUUUUGAAAGAUAUCUCCUUAUAUUUGCUAUUUUGUGGAAAAAUUUCAACCCAUUUCUAAGAAAGAUUUAAUUUCUCUUAAGAGAAAUAAGAAAUGUUAGGCUGGGUAGUAAAGCAUAGCAUAGGGGAAUGCUAGCACUCUGAGGCAGGAGUGGGUGGGCAG
This is a messenger RNA of Apodemus sylvaticus (European woodmouse), 2613 nucleotides long. RefSeq names its product inositol monophosphatase 1-like. Gene Ontology annotation, biological process: inositol metabolic process; signal transduction. The transcript is spliced from 8 exons. The record is from RefSeq and is a predicted model, not a curated record. Lineage: Eukaryota; Metazoa; Chordata; Mammalia; Rodentia; Muridae. Bases 391 to 864 code for a protein of 157 amino acids. Gene Ontology annotation, molecular function: inositol monophosphate 1-phosphatase activity.